CCGAAAGAAGAGGCAAAGAUGGCGGAUGUCGACCCUAAAAAGUUGUCCUGGUAAAUUGCAAAGCUUAGGCGUGUAACAGUUUCGCUCUCAAAGUAUCAUACAUUCAACACUUUUCAAAAUGGUGCGAGUACUUCUUUUUCAUUACUUCAAAUCUCAGCGAGUCUUCUUCGAUUCUUACCAACCAACUACGCUCGCUUCAACGAAGGACUAUCUCUUCCUCGCGACUGGGGAAAUGAAAGUCUUUGUCUACUCGCUGGAGCAGCCGAACUUUCCUCUUUUGUGCCAGUUUCCGACCAUGUCAAAACCAGUCAGGCUGAUGUGCAACGAGAAAGCAAAAUGUGUCGUGACAAUCGAGAGUUCAAGUAAGCGACGGAACUCAAGAGCGGGCAGUAAAGCAAAGGUUUGCAAAAAUGCUCGUGCUUACUUCAACUGGUUUAAAGCUAAUCCCGACGAGGCCGUGCGCACGUAUGUGGCUGGACAUUCCCGUUUUCAAAGGCAGGAAGCUGAAGUAAAUUGUAGAGCUUUUCUGGCUUUGGAAAUUCCAACUCAGUUUAAUGUGAACUCUGUCAGUUGUUGUCCAACAAGUGGAAAUAUCGCCAUUGCAAGCGAGAAAAAAGUAAGCGUGUUUAGGUGGAACGGUAAUCUGUCAUCUGAUGUCUCCGAGACUAGCGCUGCAUCACAAGACUUGGAACACUUUCUGGAUAUUGAGCCCAGUAUGGUAGUGAAAGAGGUGGUACUGGCUGACUCAUACCUGGCCUUCAGGUCUAAUUUAGAUGUCCAGAUCCUCAAGUUUGUGUUUACAUCUGAAGGAGAGUCCGCGUCAUCGAGCGGAAGUGGGAAAAGUACAAGUUCUGGUGUGGUUUUGCAAACUAGAUCAACAACUGGGAGGGCAUUUGAAUCCCUGCUACAAUGUACAGAACAAGUUACUGGAGAACAAGAAAAGGAUGACGACUGUGUUUUGUGGUCAUUUGAUGACUGUUCACCCGUAUCGAGUUUACCUCAACAACUCCCAGUGAAAUCAGAUGAAGAAGUCAUGUUCCCAACCAUUAGAAAAGAACAAGUGUUUAAAGAUUUCUUACCCGAUCCUAAGGAAGUACUGGGACCUGUGUCAGAGGUACCUGGACACCCUGUCACGGUGGCAUUUGGGGGACUGUAUGGUAUUGGUUUUGCUGUAGAUGGAUGCAUGUUAAAAGUGAAAGGAGUCACCAUGCUGUAUCGCAGAUUCAGAGUGGAGCAACUUAGCAAUGAUGGCAAUGACUCAGCAACACUUCACACACUACAGCUUCUCCCAACUUACACACAAGGAAUUCCUCAUUUAAAGGAGAAGCAGCGAUCUCCAUUGGUUCCAAGAAAUGUUUCUGAUCCUACCCUUUGUGGAAUGAGUUGCCUCAUCUCUGGUCCUAAAGAGGGUUAUGUGUAUGAUGUAUUUAGCACUUGCAAGCUCAUUUCCUAUUACAAGUACAGCUGUGAUACGAUCAGUGUUUCAACUUGCAAUGGUCUUCUUCAUGCGAUAACCAGGCAAGGAAUUGAGACUUAUACUGUGCGCAUGUACGCAGCUGCAUCAGAUUGGAUCAGAAAGAAUGCAGCUGUAGACAUUCAGCUUGAUGAACAAUUGCUUGAGGAGCAGAAGGUAACAGGCAGCCUUGCUGAUCACGAGGAAAACCUUAUUGAGGUGAAGAACAAGAAGGGAAAAGGUGACAAAGAUUUGGACAGUGAGAAUGCCAAUGAUUAUUCAACCAGUUGUCAUGCUGAAACUGAAUCAAUUCCAGAUUCUGGCUCUGCAGGGAGUGCGCAGAGUGAAGAAUCAUUACUGACAGAUGCGUUGAAUCACGAAGAACGAGAAAAUACAAAGCCAGAACCUCGAAAUGACAGUAACACUUGUGCCGCAGAGGAUGUGCCACAUGCAGCAUGCUCUACUGUUCGUUCAAACAAUGACCAAUCAGCCUCUAUGGUUGUAGAUUCUCCUGAAGGAAACACACUUCCAUCUAGACCUGGAAUCUCUGUGGACAUUUUGUCAGGUAACAAGGACGUUGACUCAUCAUCCUCAGAUGUCAAACUGACUGUUGAUAACUCAGGAAGAACCCUAGUGAGAUUUACUUCUGGAAGUAGAUCAACACCUCCAGCUCUGUCCAAUAAAGCGAGAUUGCCUGACAUUGAAGAAGUUCACGAUCAAGGUGAUGCCAAUGCAGAGUUAACUGGCAGUCUACUUACAAGAGCCUUUGCUAUAAGCAAUCCAUUGAGUCGUAGCAACAUUAUCGGUGCUAAAGUAAGUGACUCAGUCUAUCAAGCUGCUGUUAGCAGACUUUCCAGUGAUUGCGGAUGGACGUUGCCUGUUUUUGAUCUUGAAAGCUUGAGACAGGUAGGUUUAAAUGAUAGUCUCUGGAGUGCUAACUUUUUAAAUCUGUAUUUCUCAGUCUUUUCUUUUAGUUUUAAACAUAGAUCACUAAAACCUCAACAUGAUCAAGGAGAGAGUGCCAGUCCUGACUGGAGGGUGUUUGUCCUACAGAAUAUGGAUGCCACUCAGCUUUACAAAGCUGUGAUGCCAUUAGCUAGUCGUUGUCAGAAGCAUAAUGCACAGGCAUAUCACCACCUUGUGUGUGAACAGCAUUUUUUCCUGAGGACACUGUGCUUGGCGGAUUCCACUGCUAAAGAGGACAAGAAAAGAAAGAAGCUGAAAAAGCUUCUCUGUGAGUCUGCAGCAAAUUUGGCAGAGUUGUUUGCUAGAAUUCCUAGUGCUUACAAGGACAGCUUGGACUAUUUUGCUCUCUCUGGACUCACUCUGCGAGACAUUGUAGACAGGGCAAGUAAGUCUGGCCAGGCUGUUGGAGAGGGUGUCAUCUACUACUUGGAUGAAAAACUGCUGGGAUCAGAUGAAUCAGUUAAUGUGUCUGAGAAUACAGCCAGGAAAAUUUUCAAGCUUUAUUCCAGAGGGAAACCAGGUCGAGUUGCAGAGAUUAUUCUCAUGUCAUCCCUCAGCGGAUUUUCAUCAGACACAGCAUUAGUUGCCCUGGAAGAGCUGAAGAAGACUCGGAAAGCAGAAGGUGCUUUAUACAGUCUGUCGCCACUGGAUAACCUUGUGCGAGCAGUGUUGUAUCUUCAUCAGUGUGAACUUGAUUAUGCCCAAUCAGCCCUGUUCUCCAUCCCUAAGAAAAAGCUUGUUGAAGUUUUGACUGCUCAUUAUUACUUGCUACAUGAAGAUGGUACUCGCUUCACCCCUCUUGCACAGCUUUUAAGAAAACAUCGACCUAAGGUUUUACUGGAGGUUCUCCUUACUCUUCAUGAUAAUAAAUCCUUGUCUGUGGAGACACUACUCACUCUGCUGGGGGCUAGUAAACCGGAUGCAAGCCACAAUGAUGUCACCAUUGGAUUCAUGGAGGCUGUACUUAAUGAUAAAAACAGACUUGACGCAUUUGAUGUAACAGUGAUUCCACUCUGUGGGAUAUAUCUGGAAAGAAUUGGAAACACUCGAGGAAAGCGCCAGACUUCAGCAUCUCAUCAACACGUUCCUAAAGGGGAAGGACAUUUUGGAGCGCGUCAUCCGUGGUUGAACGAGCUGUCACCUUUCCAAGGGUCCUUGCCGCUCCCUGGGGUACCAGGCUGCCCUCUCUAUAAGCCAGCCCCUCCCCAGUGCUCCCCGCAGCUAUCUAAGUCCUCUUCACUAUUCUCCGGUCCAUCCAGACGUACUGCUGCCAAGGUUCCUUAUCUUGCAACUCAACGUAGUGUAGACACGCUAGCGUGCCUUACGGAGUGUAGCUGUUGUUGCUGUAAUGAGGAUCUCAUGAAACUUCAGGCGCUGCUGUGUUCCAAGUUUGUCAGCAGUGAGUUGUGUAACAUUGUCUUGAGCAAAAUUGAAGGCCAAAAGGUGAAAGAAAGAACGUCUUUACUGCUUCUCUGUUUGCCUCAUGUUAACAGACAUACUGAGGCCAUUGCUGUUAUGCUAGAUGAGUUCCCCUUGAUAACUUUACCUUAUGCAGAGCACUAUUUUGGUCAGGAUAUCGAAAAGUGGUCGCGUCUUGUCCAAACCUUACUUGACUUGUGCAAAGAAGAUACAAACAGUGACGACUCAGAGUUCAAGCGGGAGACCAUUGUGGUAGUCUUAAAAGGGACUCUUAACCAGCUGUCCAGAAUAGUGACUCCCAGCGAGUUUCUAGCUUUGUUGCCAAGCGAUGGAUGUCUUGGGUUCUUUUUGCCGUAUCUUCAACACUGCUACAGCCGGUGUGCGUCGGAUUCGGUCAGCGAGAGACUUGUGGCAGGAACGCGGCCACUGGCAACCUGAAAAACGUGAAAUACAGGUUUAAGCGUUUGUUGGGACGAGUGCGGUGCUCUCAGGGAAGACAUAAUUGUGGGCAAGGUUCUGAAUUCUAUUCAGAGUUGAGUCAUGGUUUGGCGGCGUCAUAAAAUUCUUCCAUAGCAUGAUACAAAUUGAAAAUUUUUUUUUUUUGAUUUAAGGUAAAUUCAAAUUUAUAUGUCAAAAUAUCAGAGGGAGGUUUGACCUGUGAUAAAUUAUUUACAAGAGAAACGAGUUGCAUUGCAUUUGUAAAUACAACAAGAGUAUUUUAAAUUAAGAGGAAAGAGAAAUUGUUCAGAAAAAGAAACUUAUAAGGAAGCUCAAAACCGCGCAGUGAAAUUUAAACUGUAUUAUCUUGACUUAUACAAAAGCAAGUACUUGUGAAAUGUUCGUGGCUAGUCUGACGCGGCGUUUCGUCUCGGCCAAGAGACUCUUAAGAGACCUUUAGAAUUCAAAGGCAAACUCGUUGAGCAUCACGCCCAAAGUCCCGUUCGCAAAUUCUUGAUUUUUACAGUCUGGCCCUCUAUCGCAGAAGGAUUCCCAACCGUACGUUCACGAGUUAAAUUUAUACAAAAGCAAACAGUUGUCAAAUACUUGUGAAAUGUUCGUGGCUAGUCUGACGCGGCGUUUCGUCU
Molecule: messenger RNA, 4923 nt
Organism: Orbicella faveolata
Lineage: Eukaryota; Metazoa; Cnidaria; Anthozoa; Scleractinia; Merulinidae
Biological process (GO): organelle organization
Cellular component (GO): cytoplasm
Source: RefSeq, a predicted model, not a curated record